ACGGCUACAUUCACUGUGUUAUAAUGCAUCUGAUUAAUAAAUUGUCAAAAUUACAAAUAAAUUACGUCCAAGUGAAUCGCUAAAAACAUGCAGCGACAGCUUCAACGUCUUAUUCCAGUCGGAAAGAUGGUCUACGAUUUACAAAUUUCGCCAGGACACCACUGAAUCACGUAAAUCCCAAAAAAGAGAAGUGUAUUUGUUUUUCCUCCUUUAUUUUUCAUUUAAAAGAAAGAAAAUUAAACACAGUUCGAGUUAAUAUCGGAAUAUUGAUAUGGGUUGUGUUAGUAGUCGAACAGAUAUAAACGAUUUACAUCCGAAUGUGUUCCAAGUAAUCAACGUGGAUGAACAUGGACAUGUUAUAAGUCCAGGGAGGUUGGAAAUAACAGAAACCGAAUUGGUACUUCAUCAAAAAAAGAAACAACCAACCAGAUGGCCCUUGAAAUGUUUGAGGAAGUACGGUUUUGAUUCUGAAGUGUUUAGUUUUGAAUGUGGGAGACGUUGCCCGACGGGAGCAGGUAUUUAUGCAUUUCAAUGUCGCCGUGCUGAGUUUUUGUUCAAUAUGGUUCAGCAAAGUAUACAAUCGAGGAAUUUAAACGACGACAACCAUAUUAAUUUAAUAAACGACUUUUCUAACCCACUUCCUGUAACAACUACGGUUAUACAACAACGUAGACUUUCCUCCUCUCAACCGGAAGGUUAUUUAAAUCCAACCCCCGCGCCUUCGGUUCGUUCUCAUCCUAGUUUAAGUCGACCCGGUUCUAUUACAAGUAACGGUCCGAUCUCACCACCCGUGAUAUCCCCAUUAUCAGUGGACGAACGAAAUAAUAAUAAACGCGAUAGUUUAGUAUUUGAACAACAUUCGUAUACAAAUAAUCCAAUCAUUGAAGAAACCCCAGCUUAUAUCAACAUUAACCCCACAAAUGUAACUGAAAAUUACGUGAAUCUACCAAAUAAUAUCACUUCAAAUCUAAUAAUACAAAGUACAGAAACAAAUCAUUUAUACAUGAACAUUACUUGCGAUAAUCCGGAAGCUACGCCAAUUUUAAUAAAUAAUACCAAAGAGUUUUCAUUAGAAGAAAUGCAUUGUUAUGCAAAUAUUGAUCCGAACGAUUUGGAGUCGUUGAAAUCAUCAACAGUGUUGGUUGAUUCUCACCAUCAGAGCGUGCCGGCCACUCCGACUUCUUUAAAUUCAUCUCCUGCGUUUAAAGAAGUGAAUUACGCGGAACUUGAUUUAGUUCCUAGUAAAGAUAACGCGCCCGAUAGUCCGAGUACGGUACAAAAAAGUUACGUUACGAUUGAUUUUAAUAAGACGACGGCUCUUUCACAAUCGGUUAAUCCUCGAAUUGAAAUCGAGGAAGGUAGUCGUAAAACAAGACAUAACUCGACUAUCAACGAUGUAAUGCCAACGCGACAUAGUAAUUCGCUCAGUGAUUAAAAGGGAAAUGAUUUCUCUAAAGAGGCUAUUUUUAUUUUAUUAAUUAUGUUUGGGUAACCACUUUUAGUUUUUAAAUUUAACCAGUAUUCAUUUUGCCAAUAAUAAUAAAAAAUUCUUUUAAUAUAGCACAAAAUAUCAAUACAAAAAUUGUUAAUAGAAUAAAAGUGGUUAUCCAUUUUGCCAUAUGAAACAUUUGUAACCCGCGAAAGAAGAUAAACCCCGUGCCAAAUAUCUAAACAGAUGAUGCCAAAGCGAAAGGAACCCCUACCAAAGAUUUUUAUACUCGGAUCUUGCCAAAUAAAAAAAAAUUAUUUCAUCACGUGAUAAUUUUUUUACAUGAUUAUCAUAGCGCGACGUUAUUUUUUUAUUUAUUUUUUUGUUUUAUUUCUUUUUUAAUGUUACGAACGUGCUACGCAAUAUAAGUUGAUGAAUGAGUAAAGGAAUUGAUUAUUUUUUUUAAAUAUUUUUUUAUAAAAUAUGUAUUAGAGGAGGAUAUGUAUUGUUUAUUUUUACUUUUAGCGAGUAGAGUAAUAUUGUACCAAAGAUAUUUUUGAUUGCUGUUAAUGUUAAGAACUUAAGAGAAAUGUUUAUAAAUAAGAGUAACGAUUGUUUAAUAAGAUAUAUGAAUAUAUGUUAUUGUAUUCAAGUUUAAAGAAAAGAACAACAAAAUAGAAUUAUAUAGAAUAUAUUUAAUUUUUAAUAAAUAUUUUUCAUGUAAAAUUA
Messenger RNA from Onthophagus taurus, 2158 nucleotides. RefSeq names its product fibroblast growth factor receptor substrate 2. Lineage: Eukaryota; Metazoa; Arthropoda; Insecta; Coleoptera; Scarabaeidae. Gene Ontology annotation, cellular component: cytoplasm. Gene Ontology annotation, biological process: fibroblast growth factor receptor signaling pathway. Gene Ontology annotation, molecular function: fibroblast growth factor receptor binding; transmembrane receptor protein tyrosine kinase adaptor activity. The record is from RefSeq and is a predicted model, not a curated record.